Molecule: messenger RNA, 507 nt
Organism: Peronospora matthiolae
Lineage: Eukaryota; Oomycota; Peronosporomycetes; Peronosporales; Peronosporaceae
Source: the annotation of a GenBank genome assembly
AUGGACAACGCUCCUUCACACAUUGUUGCUGACCUGGAACUCACCAACAUCACGGUCCAGGUUCUUCCUCCUAAUACGACUUCAAAGGUCCAACCCAUGGAUGCUGGGAUUAUUGCCGCAUUCAAGAGGCACUACCGCCGGCUGCACCUGCAGAAUGCCUUGGACCGUGACGAGCGCGGAGAAACCAACCUUUACAAGGUUGAUCAGCUCACAGCCAUGCGUUGGUCGCUGGCUGCAUGGAGCGAGAUUUCCAGUGCCACAAUCGCCAACUGCUUCCGUCAUACGGGACUUAUGGACGGUCCGGCUCUGCCGACUGGUGGGGGUGAAAACGAAGCCGGCACUGUUGGCCAGCAGGCCCAGCAGGAGGCAGCAGCUGCUGCAGUAGAGGAGCAGCGCGUGGAACAGGAUCUUGUUUCGGCGCUGGAAAGGCUCCGCUCCGCAAUCCCAUGUCGAUCGCUUCUCUUCUCAAUCCGGCUGAGGAGGAGGAGACGGCGCAUGCGGAGCUGA